This is a messenger RNA of Podarcis lilfordi (Lilford's wall lizard), 4499 nucleotides long. NCBI's taxonomy places the organism in Eukaryota, Metazoa, Chordata, Lepidosauria, Squamata, Lacertidae. The record is from the annotation of a GenBank genome assembly.
AUGAGGCCUAAUACAGUGGAACCAGCUCAGGAUCAGGUGGAUCCCAUUCCACUCACUACUGGCUGCAUGGAUUCUGUCACUGCCACUUACUACUACUAUUUAGUUCAUUUCUUCCCUCCCUUUCACCGUGAGAUCUCAGGGUAGGUUGCAACAAUUUAAAUAUUAAAAGCAGUUUUAAAAGAUUCAGUCAAGGUAAUAGGAUAGAUCCUAAAAUAUAUAUCUCAGGUGUCAAUGGCAAGAGGUUGUUUUCGGCAUAUGAUGAAAAUUACAUAAUGAAAGUGUUAGGCACUUAUCUGUGGGAAAUAAAUUCCACAACUUAAGGGCUGCCACAGAAAAUCUCCUCUCUGAAACACUUCUGAGGGCAUUGGACCUAUCAAGCAGCUGAUCUGGUGUGAGGUGGGGUGGUAGUUCCAAUGUUAACCUGAACCCACUCCACCCCCACAAUUGGAGCCACAUGGCAAUUUGAGGGGACUGUGCACAGCCCUACUAUGUACCUUUCAAAUGAUGCUCAUGGCAGUUAACAGCAAUUACGUAAUACAAUAUGGAGUAAAAAAAAGAAACAAACAUAAACACAGACAGGUAAGGUGCCAAUAAACUGGAUAAAAACAACCAGCUAAAACAAAUGACAGUAUAUUUACAAGUGAGCUUAUGCAGUGGCGUAGCAAGGUCAGGUGGUACCCGGUGCGAAAAAUUUCUUGUCAACCCCCCCCCCUUGAAAUUAUUUAAAGAAGGAAAAAUAAGAUACAGUUGCAAGUGUUAUUUUCUGGUUUAUUUACUUAACACUGUGAGCAUAAGCACUUAAAACCUUUUUUCGCGAUGUGAAUUUCUUAUGAAUGAAUUUUUUUUACUGAAUUUUGCAACUUUGGCUUAAUGUACAAAUACAAACAAAUAGCAUGCACGUAAUGUUUAUGUCACUUACCAAACUCAAUAUUAUAGAGAAGAGGAUGAUCACAAUGAAUCAAUGAAAUAAAAAAUGUAACAAAAAUAAAUUCAGCACAACUAACUCAACAGAAUGAUGUGGGGUGACUAACCGGCACGGCAGCGGAUAGGAUUGGUUGUGGGAUGAGUGAUGAUGAGUCACUGGUUGCUUACGUCUUGCUCGAGUACAAACUGCAGAGACAGACUUCGGCGAAUCAGCGGAAAGAAACACCCCUUUUCCUUCCUUAUCCAUACGUUCUCCACUACACAGCGCCAAGUUCAGCCGUGUUUUGUUGCGUUUGUUGACUGAACUAAAAAGUUCCAAUACGUAUUAUGUUGACUUGCUGAGGUUAAUUAAUUGUCAGUCAAAGUUAUUAAACUUGUUUUCAAUAAUAUUUUUUCAAAAAAGUGUUGUAAGCCCAAUUUUAUUUUAUUUUAUUUUAAAAACACAUAUCUUUGCCAUUUUGUCACCCCCCUCAGUGAUGACGCCUGAGGCGACCCACACCCACCACACCCCCUUCCUACGCCACUGAGCUUAUGAAACAAAAGCCAGUCCAAAUGAAAAAAUAUCUCCACCAACCAGAGCAGGGGCUUCUCUCCCUCAUGGCUGCCAAAUGUGAUGGCCUGGGAUUUGGACUCAGAGGCUGAACCUGAGGAAUCCCAGCCUGCACUGGAGUCCCCGCCUCCAGAACCAGCUGAGCUGGGGCUGGGGCCUGAGCCUGAAGGGUCCUCACCUGUGCUGGAUCCUCAGGCGCAGGCACCAGCUGAGUCUGCUCUGGCCCCUGAGAUUAUGGAGGACCCAUUGCCUGCAGGUGCUCCACUCUCAGCCCCGUCAGGGGAAGAGGAGGUUGCCUCUGGGUCCGGUAACCCUCCAGCCUCUCCUGAGCUGCAGAGGCUCAGGGCAGAGAAGCGGAGGGAACUAAGAUCCCGCAGGAGGAGUGCUCGCCUCCAGGCCAGGAGAGGCGAGUCACCUGUGGACUGGGACCGCCCUAUGCCUCGGGGCAGAUAAAAGCCAGUCAGCCCCAGUCCCAGGUUGUGGGAGCAGCGUUGUUGCUAGCCUGUUCCUGCCUGCACAUCUGCCAGAGUUCCUGAUCCCCCGCCUUGGACCCAGCUACAGCUUUAAUGGACAGCCUCCAUACUGCACCAUCGACCUUGGACUGGACUCGGAGCUCGCCUCUCGGUUAGCCCCCCGGGACCAGCACACCAAAGAACCGUAGUGGCAGGGUAGUGUGUCUCCCUUGUAUUCAGUACAAAAUCUGCAUGCUCAAUGCAGCCUACCUGUUGGGCCCCUGAUUUGCUACAAAUUAGUAAUGCAACCAGAGAAACGAAGGAACAGACACUUAUCUUUUUGAGAAAAAAGGAUUGUUCCUCAUCUAAUGCAGAGCUGGCUUUGAAAUGUUGGAGACUGAAAGCUUUAUUCCUGUGUUCUCUGUUGCAACCGGCUGACCCCUCCUUUGCCCACUCUAUACCCUUGGUAUGAAGAAGCUAUAAAAGAGGCAGGAGGAGUAGCCACCACCCCAUCAAAUUAUACAGCUGGGAAAAGGUCAGUGUAGGAUGGAAGGGUAGUAUAAUUCACAUGACCGUGAACAGAGUGCCAGGUCAGUGUCUGAUUUUUAUGCUGAAGGUUUCAAAUGUGAGCAGAAAAUAGCUCAAAAUUGGUUCAUUUUCAUGACAAUCCUGGGGACUCUUAUGGGGAGGGGUAGAGGCAUUUGUGAAUGUAGUCCCAUUAAUUGUCAUAUUUCAAAGAACACAGACUCAGUAUUACCAGGCUAUAGUAGGGAACCUUCUGUUUUCAAAAUGCCAGUUGCACACAUUUUAAAUUAUAAUUUUGAACCUUUUCCCCUGUUAAACUUUACUUAACAACCAUCUUCGGUUCCUGUGUUAAUGUCAAAGAGCUGGAAGGUAUGUGAGAUGUGAUAAUUGCAGGGGGUGGGUGUUAGUGUUGAAACUUGAGGAGGAGGAGGCUCUGAACUUCUUUGAUGCAAGUAGGUUGUGUGUGCAUGAAAAUAAAAACCCCAGAUAUCCCUUAUAGAGAUUACACAAGCUCCAGAAUGUGCCCAGAGGAAGGAGAUAGAGAAGAUGAAGGCUCUAGAGACCAUGUCUUAUGAAGAACUAGAAAUAGGAUAUGUUUAGCCUGGGAAAGAUGGUUAAGAGGCAAUAUGAUAGCCAUCUUCAAUUUUUUGAAGGACUGCCACAUAGCUCUGGAAUGGAGAACUAAACUCCACCUCUCAUCAGCUGAUGCCAGCAUGGGUAAUAGUCAGGGAUGGGAACUGUAGUCCAGCGACAUUUGAAGGGCAAUUGAUUCUCUACUACUGGCAUAGAUGAUAGGGGAAAAUGUUUUCAGUUCCUCCAGAGGGUAAGACCUGAACUAAUAGAUUCAAAUUACAAAUUCUGAAAUUGUUCUAUGGGUCCUUGGACCAAAAUACAGUGGUACCUUGGGUUAAGUACUUAAUUCAAUCCGGAAGUCUGUACUUAACCUGAAACUAUUCUUAACCUGAAGCACCACUUUAGCUAAUGGGGCCUUCUGCUGCCGCCGCGCUGCCGCAGCACGAUUUCUGUUCUCAUCCUGAAGCAAAGUUCUUAACCUGAAGCACUAUUUCUGGGUUAGAGGAGUCUGUAACCUGAAGCGUAUGUAACCUGAAGCGUAUGUAACCCGAGGUACUGCUGUAAAGAUUUAUAUUGUUAUUAAUUACAACAAUAGGGAUUUAGACCAAACAUUGGGAAGACCAGAUUGCCUUAGAAGGUGGCCGACUCGCCUUCAUUAGAAAUUUUUAACUGGAGAUUUGUUGGCCAUGUAUCAGAGAUACACUAGCAGCUGAUAUUUUGCAUCUUCAGGCAUUUCAGCUAGCUGUCAAUUUGGUCCCAUCCAGCUUUAUGAUUCCAUGAUGCUUCAACCUAGUUUCUAUUGCAGAAUUUACUCCUCUGAACAUUUCCAAUGGGACAGAAGUUUACCAGAUCCCUUUUCCAGUUGAUCUUUACCCUACUCAGACCUACCAAUUUCAGAACUAUGCUGCAGUGGUAUAUAACUUAACUUGAGAAAACAUGGGGUUUUACAACUGGUAGCAAAUGUAAAUACUGUUAGCUUUACAAAGAUUCCUCAAAAUUUGUGCAGCUGCACUUGAAGUAAAAUCAGUAGCUUCAUACAGGGCUUAGAAUGUUUCUGAAUCCCACCCCCAAUAAAUUUGUCUAAGGAUUAUAGUUUGUAAGCAGAAGCUGGUAUUUCAAUGUGGAACAAAUGCAUUAGGAAUCCUACAUUUCACAUACUCUCUCUUUCCUAAUUUUUGAACAGAGGGAGCCUUGAGCAUUUGUGGUUUGCAACAAAUUUUAAUUCCUUGCAUUCAUUCUGCCCUCCCCACAUUCUUGAUACCACAUGCACAUUGACAAAACAUUGUAAAAAGCCGUUGUCAUGUGAUUGCAUGUACAGUUCUAUCAAGAUUCUCUUUGAAUUGUGUUUUACUAACAGAAUGGGUGUUCACACCAGUAAUACACAGCAAAGAAAGAAUGCCAGUACAAUUAUACCUCAAUCUCAUUGGUGUUCUUUUUUCUUUUGCAGUGUUUUAUCAAUGCACAUGCUUGCAUUG